UCUCCGGCCGCGCGGCCGCUCACCGAGGCAUCGGGGCGGCUGAUGCGGGGCGGGGUGUCCCCGCUCCCCGACGGGCCCGGCUCGGCCCUGGCGCUUCCCCGGGCGGGGCCGGGCGGGGGCGGACCCGGAAGGCCGCGGCAGGUGCUGGUCCCGGCCGGCAUGGAGGCGGCCCCGGCCCGGUACCAGGCCCGGUACCAGCGGCUGCGGGGCAGCGACAGCGACGGGGAGGAGGCGGUGGAGCUGCGGGGCGGGCCGGGCCGAUCCUCGCUGCAGGUCCUGCUUCACCAGCACCACUGGGAGACCUGCGCCCGCAUCUCCUCGGCCCUGGUGCUGCUGGCGCUGGCCUUGGCCUUGGCCUUUUCCCAGAUGACCUCUGGGGGCUCCUCGCGGCUGGGCAGCACCCAGGCUCACAGGCAGGGUGAUGGCGCUGGGCAGAUGGGGGCGCAGGAGGAGCCCGGCGACAUCCCAUCUGCGGCUCACAUGCAUGCCCCGGGCGUUUACCAUCACGCCGCCCUCAUCACCAGCUCAAAGACCUGCUCCCGCCUGGGGAAGGACCUGCUGGUGGCCGGAGGGAACGUGGUGGAUGCUGGGAUUGCGGCUGCGCUCUGCCUGGGGCUGGUCCACCCGCACGCCGGGGGGCUGGGCGGCGUGUUCUCAGCCCUGCUGCACAACGCCUCGUCGGGCCGCACCGUGGCGCUGAACGCCAUCCCGCGCCGUGGCUUCUCCCAGCGCUACGGGCUCCCCGUGGCCCUGCCGGGCCUGCGCCUGCUGCACCGGCACCACGGGCGCCUGGCCUGGCCGCGCCUGCUGGAGGGGCCGGCGGCGCUGGCGCGGCGAGGCGUCCGCGUGGGCCGGGAGCUGGCUGCGGCCCUGCGGGAGAGCGCGGGCGCCGUGAAGGCCUCAGGGCUCUGCAGCCUCUUCUGCGACGGGGCCGGCGAGCUGAAGGGCCAGGGCGCGCUGGUCACCCACCCCCGGCUGGCGGCCCUGCUCCGGGCGGUGGCAUCGGGGGACGACGCCCUGCCCCGGGCCCUGGCCCCGGACCUGCCCCCGGCCGAGCAGGAGCCCUUCCUGCAGGCCAUGGGGGACUUGGGCCUGGAGCUGCAGAGCCCCCUGGCCGUGCGGCUGGGCAACGCCUGGCUCCACGGAGCCCCGGCCCCCACCGCCGGCAGCCUGCUGGCCAGCGUCCUCGAGGAGGUGCGGGCAGCCAGGCCCGGGGACGCGCCUGAUCCCUGCCUGAGGGCCCUGAGCGCGGCCCGGCGCGGCUUUUCCCGGGGGCUUGCGGGGGCGGGCCCCUCACCCCGGCCCCCUGGCCCUGGCAGGGGCCCCUCGCCCGUGGGCAGCCACCUGGCAGUGGCAGACAGCCAAGGGAACGUCCUGCUGCUCUCGGCCUCUCUCAACAGCUCCUUCGGCUCCAAAUUCCUGGCUCCCGCCUCGGGCAUCGUGCUGAGUGACCUGACAGCGCCCGCGGGGCCCGGCCUGCUCUCCUGGGCCUGCCCCGUGGUGCUGAGCCUGGGGGAAGAGGGGACGGUGGUGGGGCUGGGGGCCACAGGGGGCAGUGCGGCCCCACUGGCCCUUGCCCAGGCCAUUAUAAACCAGGUGUACCUGGGGCAGCCCCCGCAGGAGGCACUGGAGAGCCCGUGGCUGCAGCUCCGGGGCGGGGGGGAUGGGGCCCCCCAGGGCUGUGGGCCGGGCACCCCGUCAAAUCUGUCCAGUGGUGAGUGGGCGGGGGGGGCCCCGCAGGCGGGCCCCUGGGUGCUGCAGGUGGCAUCCCAGGGUGAGCACGCACAUGCCCUCGCCGCUCCGGCCGCGUGCUGCCAUCACGAGGGGUAUUAGCCCCAGGGGCCCGCUCAGAGCCCAGGGCGCUGGCGUGGCCAGGGCUGGCGUGCCCGGGGAGCCGGCCCUGACCACUUAGUGCCGGCGCAGGGUGAGUGGCUGGUUCUGGCAGCCCCGGUUGGACUCCCCCGCCCAGGGGCCGUUGCUGACCCACUCCUGGCUGGCCCCCUUCCCCUCCUAGCCGGCAUGGCAGGGCUAUGUAGGGCCCCCCCGUCACGGAGGGGUCAGGCUACUGCCCUGUCCCUCAGGCCAGCCCAGGUUCCCUGGGGCUUGGGGCACGCCAGGGGCUGGGUCCUCCCUGCUCUCCGCUCCGGGGCCCCGCUGCCGCCUGGCACCGCUCCGGAGAUUUCCGAAGGGCUGGGCGGGGGGCGGCAGGGCUCUGGGCUGGAGAGCUGGGCUGCGCUUGGGGAGAAGUGGCAGGAGCUCCCCCUCCCCCCGGUCCUGGAGAGGUGGGUUGGCUGCCGGGCACAGGCUCGGAGCGGGGCGCUUGUGGGCUCUGUUGUGUGUGUCUGUAAAGGGAGAAAUAAACCCUCUGGGUGCCGUGCGGCCUGGUUUGUCACUCGUGGCGCGUCGGCCCUGGGCCACUGGCCCCAGCCCAGGGGCCUGGUGAUCCAGCCAGGGAGGGGGGCAGGAGCCCCUGGGGUGAGUCCCCCUCCCGACCAGGAGCUCUCGGGCAGGUUGGAAAGAAGGCUCUUAGCCCGGGAGAGCCUGGGCCGUCUCAGGGGUCCUUGGCCGGGGGGUUAAUGUGAGGACACAAAGGAAGGGGCCAGCCCCGCUUGCCUGGCCACCCGCCCCCAAGCUGCUGUAACCCAAACCCCUCCCGGGCUGGGGCGGUGCCAGCUGCUC
This is a messenger RNA of Chelonia mydas (Green sea turtle), 2679 nucleotides long. It is a transcript of the gene GGT6, whose product is annotated as gamma-glutamyltransferase 6. Gene Ontology annotation, cellular component: extracellular exosome. The transcript has 4 exons. The record is from RefSeq and is a predicted model, not a curated record. Bases 43 to 1833 code for a protein of 596 amino acids. Lineage: Eukaryota; Metazoa; Chordata; Testudines; Cheloniidae.